AUGGUGUUUGCACGUGGUGAUGUCUCCGGCCAUGACGACCAGACAAUAGGUAAAGUGAUUCCCGCAUAUGGCAAAAAUCUAUAUGUUGACAGUAUCACAGACCAUCUUGAUCCGAGCAAGAAUGUAACGAUUGUCGGCUGGGAUGGCCUCGAGGACCCGGGAAACCCAUACAAUUGGUCCCUGAAGCAGAAAUGGAUACUCACAGCGCUCGCUGUCUUCACCACUUUCAUUACUAUGAUGAACGGGACGAUCAUCACUGUAGCCCACGAGGCGAUUAAUGAGCAGUUCAAUAUUUCCGAUGCCAACUUCCCCCAUUCCUACUGGCCCGUCACAUCCUGGGCGGUUGGUGGAGCCUGCUUCUCGCUCUUAGUUCUUCCGCUAAUGGAAGACUUUGGUGUGCGAUGGGUAUUCCUAGGCACAUAUCUCAUCUUCCUCUGUUUCGUGGUCCCUCAGGCAGUCGCCCAGAACUUCGCCACGCUCAUCGUAACACGAUUCUUCGCCGGAGGAUGUGUUUCCAUCCUGGCGAAUACCUCUGCCACCGUCAUUGGUAAUCUGUGGGACACCGAGAAAUCCCGAAAUGUCCCAGUCAGUCUGUACAUCGUCACCUACCUAGCUGGCAGCAGUAUUGGGCCUGUCAUUGGCGCUGCCAUUUACCAAGCUCUCUCAUGGAGGUGGAUAGGCUAUCUCCAACUGAUAUGGUAUGGGGCCUUCUUCCCGAUGUACUUCUUUCUGUUCAAGGAAUGUCGCGGAAUCGCAAUCUUGGGCAAGCGCGCCAAGGCUCUGCGCAAAGAGGGCAAGAAUGCUUUCACGCAGCACGAGAUAGAUACACAAGACCAGUCGAUGCUGAAAAUUGUAGGCCGCAGCGCCAGCAGGCCGCUCGUCUUAUUCUUCACUGAGUCUGUGGUAUUCGUAUCGACGCUCUGGUCCGCAUUCACCGUUGGAACCCUCUACCUCUUCACACAAUCGGUCGAGCAAGUUUUCGCAGACCUGUACGGCUGGUCUCCAUCCCAAGCCGGCUACGUCCAAUCAGCAAUCGUCAUCGGAGAGUGUCUUGGAUGGGUGGCUACCUUGUUCUCAGGGAAGCUGUACUUCGACUCGGCAUCUCGCAACACCGAAAUUCCCGGCACCCCUAUCCCAGAAGCACGAUUGUAUCUCGCGAUAGUGGGUGGAGUCACUGGGAUAGCCGGCGGUAUGUUCACGUACGCGUGGACCUCGUAUUCUUAUUUUCCUUGGAUCGCGCCAGCCAUCGGUCUCGCCAUGGUGGGAGCUGGUAGUGUGAUCGUGGUUACCGGAAUCUCGGACUAUGUUGUGGAUGCGUAUGCCAAGUACGCCGGUAGUGCUAUCGGUAUCAUUGCCACCGGUGAGAACACACUGGCGGCGUUUUUGCCUCUAGCUACAAUGAGCAUGUACUCCCAUCUUGGCCCUCAGUGGGCCAGUACUUUAUUAGCGUUCAUUGCGUUGGUUCUCUCGUUUGCGCCAAUCUUGGUGCUUAUCUGGGGCAAGGAUAUCCGAGCUCGGAGUCCGUUCAUGAAGGAAGCGAUGGUGGAGAAGAGAAGGAAGAGUAUCGACUCUGUUUGA
Penicillium brevicompactum is the source of this 1578-nucleotide messenger RNA. RefSeq lists its product as uncharacterized. The transcript has a single exon. The record is from RefSeq and is a predicted model, not a curated record. Bases 1 to 1578 code for a protein of 525 amino acids. Lineage: Eukaryota; Fungi; Ascomycota; Eurotiomycetes; Eurotiales; Aspergillaceae. Gene Ontology annotation, molecular function: transmembrane transporter activity. Gene Ontology annotation, biological process: transmembrane transport.